This is a messenger RNA of Cajanus cajan (pigeon pea), 1519 nucleotides long. Its product is annotated as cyclin-A1-4. The record is from RefSeq and is a predicted model, not a curated record. Gene Ontology annotation, molecular function: cyclin-dependent protein serine/threonine kinase regulator activity. Gene Ontology annotation, biological process: mitotic cell cycle phase transition. Lineage: Eukaryota; Viridiplantae; Streptophyta; Magnoliopsida; Fabales; Fabaceae.
GUCGAUUCCAAUCCGACCGUCACAAUUGUCCGCCUAAAACUCGAGCGUUUCGCGCUUUCAGAAACAAGUAUCCGAACUCAAACUUUCUCUUCUGAGCGUUUCGUUCGCAAAGUAAAUAUCCUCUGAGAAGUGUUUUCCCUGCAAUCCGAAAAUAUACGCUCGUCUUUCUCAAUCAAUCAUCCAUCACGCUCUAGCGAGAGGUUAUUUUUUAACCCUAACAACAAAAUGUUUACCCGAAACCGACGCUUCCUGUCCUCUCCCGAGAAGAGGUCUUCCGUUUCGGAAAAUUCAAGCAAGAAGAAGGUUACUGCGGUGAAGGAUCAGACGGCAAAGAAGCGUCCCGCUCUCGCCGAUGUAUCCAAUAACAGAAGGGCCUCUUUCUCUAAGCCCAUGGUUCCAUGUGUGUCCAAAACUGCCAAGACAAAGAAGGCUGGUUUGCAGAAGAGAGGCACUUUGCAAGCCCCAUUGAGUGAAAAAUCAAGUCGACUGGUACUUUCCAAAGAGGCACAUUCGACCAAAAGUGGUGAAUCCAAGGAUGGAGUUGAAUCCUUCGUUGCCCCAUUCAUUGAUAAAGUGGUUUGUGCUCCGGGGUGGACGGACAUUUCUCCAAGUAAAUCCUUUGGCGGCUCUGUUUCACAAAGUGAGAGCAUGUCAACCAGGGAUUCCUUAAGUUUGGAAUUUGAAUAUGAUAAUGUCAUAUCCACCAGAUCAAUUGAGAAUAGGACAUUUAACAUUCUCAAUAUUUCAGAGUCUUCAAAAAUAGCAGGGAGAAUAUGUGGUAGUGAUAUUGAUACCAUCCCGAAGAUAGAAGCAAAUGGAGUUGUGGAUAUUGACUACAGCAUCAAGGACCCACAAUUCUGUGCAUCCAUUGUCCAUGAAAUCUAUGAAUAUUUGCGUGCAUCAGAGAAAAUUAAAAGGCCGUCUAUGGACUUCAUGGAGAAGAUACAGAAAGACCUCAACCCUAGCAUGCGCGCAAUACUUAUUGAUUGGCUUGUGGAGGUUUCCGAAGAGUAUAAGCUUCUACCUGAUACGCUAUAUUUGACAGUAAACUGCAUUGAUCGCUAUCUUUCUGGCAAUGCAAUGAACAGGCGACAAUUACAAUUACUUGGUGUUGCCUGCAUGCGUAUUGCCAGAAAAUACGAGGAGAUAUGUGCCCCUACGGUGGAAGAGUUCUGUUAUGUAACUGAUAAUACAUACUCUAAGGAGCAGGUGUUAGGGAUGGAAUCUGAUGUGCUGAAUUUCUUGAAGUUUGGAGUGACAGUUCCUACAGCUAGAUGUUUUAUGAGGCGCUUCAUUAUUGUUGCCCAACGAACUUGUAAGGUUCCAUUGUUGCAGUUAGAGUAUUUCGCUGAUUAUCUUACAGAGUUAUCUCUUCUCGAGUAUGGCAUGCUUAAGUACACCCCAUCGUUAAUAGCUGCAUCCGCCACUUUCUUGGCUAAAUACAUCCUACUUCCUAGUGAGAAACCUUGGGUAAUGUAUCACAGGAAACCUAUUUAAUUUACUGAGGAUUAUUUUUCAU